Taeniopygia guttata (zebra finch) is the source of this 572-nucleotide messenger RNA. The record is from RefSeq and is a predicted model, not a curated record. NCBI's taxonomy places the organism in Eukaryota, Metazoa, Chordata, Aves, Passeriformes, Estrildidae.
CGUGACGUCACUUCCUGCCCCUGCCCCGCUCCCGGGUUAACCCGCGCCCCGCGCGCGCCGCGGCCUCUUUCCGGCCGCGCUCGCCAAGAUGGCGGACACGCAGACAGAACGCGCCUACCAGAAGCAGCCGACGAUCUUCCAGAACAAGAAGCGAGUGCUGCUGGGCGAGGGCGGCAAGGAGAAGUUGCCCCGCUACUACCGCAACGUGGGGCUGGGCUUCAAGACCCCGAAGGAGGCCAUCGAGGGCACCUACAUCGACAAGAAGUGUCCCUUCACUGGCAACGUCUCCAUCCGGGGCCGCAUCCUCUCAGGUGUGGUGACCAAGAUGAAGAUGCAGCGCACGAUCGUCAUUCGCCGCGAUUACCUGCACUACAUCCGCAAGUACAACCGCUUCGAGAAGCGCCACAAGAACAUGUCUGUGCACCUGUCCCCCUGCUUCAGGUGUGUGCCUGUACCUUGGCUGUCCCCCCACCUGGAGCCUGCUCGCAGGUCAUGAUGUUCAAACUCACGAUGGUCUGCAGAGUCCCCGUGAGGGGCUGCUGACAAUGCCUCUGGCAUUACUGAACCACGGG